Nyctereutes procyonoides (raccoon dog) is the source of this 872-nucleotide messenger RNA. It is a transcript of the gene CUNH1orf74, whose product is annotated as chromosome unknown C1orf74 homolog. The record is from RefSeq and is a predicted model, not a curated record. Bases 30 to 872 code for a protein of 280 amino acids. NCBI's taxonomy places the organism in Eukaryota, Metazoa, Chordata, Mammalia, Carnivora, Canidae. The transcript is spliced from 3 exons.
GGAAAGCGGCGGGAGCGUUUGUGCUGGGCAUGCGCAGUAGGCCUGUUCCGCCGCGCGCCGCGAGCGGUUUCCGGUGUUGGCGGCGGAGCGUGCGGGCUUCCGCGUCUUGGCGGCGGCCCGCAGGGAACCGGAAGGCGCUUCCGAGCCCGCGAGCCGGCGGCGGAAGCGGAAGCAGGAAGCCCUUGCCUCAAGUGUCUGGAGCUCAGAGGUGCGGCCCAGGGGAGGGAACUGUGGCUAGUUGCGCAGCGGCAUCAGAGCUCCAGAGCUAUCUGGAGGAGCUGCGGGCCCUGGGCUUCCCCACCCAGGGACUUCACAUCCUGGAGAUCGGAGAAGACAGCUUGAUUGUCAGUCCCGAGCGUGUAUGUCAGUCCUUGGAGCAGGUGCUGCUUGGUACCAUAGCCUUUGUGGAUGUUUCCAGCUCCCAGCCUCACCCGUCUAUCUGCUCCCUGGACCAGCUUCAGCAUAUGAAGGCCCUGAUGGCUGAGAUCAUCACGCAUCUGCAAGGGCUGCCGAAGGACCUGUCCGUGGCAGUCUCCUGCAGCAGACUUCGUUCCUCAGACUGGAAUCUCUGUACUGUGUUUGGGAUCCUCCUGGGCUAUCCUGUUCCGUAUACCUUUCAACUGAACCAGGGAGAUGACAACUGCUUAGCCCUGACCCCACUACGGGUGUUUGCUGCUCGGAUCUCAUGGCUGCGUGGUCAUCCCCCAGUCUUGCUGUAUUCCUUUAGUGUCCCAGAGAGCUCGUUCCCAGCCCUGAGAGAGACUCUAAAUACUUGGGAGGAAGACCUUAGAACUCGAUGUAGGGCUCAGAAUGACUUUGCCGACCUGAGCAUCUCCUCCGAGAUAGUCACGCUCCCAGCAGUGGCCCUCUGA